Messenger RNA from Leptonychotes weddellii (Weddell seal), 539 nucleotides. Lineage: Eukaryota; Metazoa; Chordata; Mammalia; Carnivora; Phocidae. The record is from RefSeq and is a predicted model, not a curated record.
CUGCCUGCUGAGCAGCCAGACCCCCUGGCUGGGACCCUGUGCCCUCAGCUGGCCUCACGUGCAUGGAAUGGUGCUGUGCCCCGUGCCGGCAGGCUGGGCUCACCAUGGUGCCAGGUGCCAUCCUGGCACGAGGGAAGGAUGUGUGCAAGCGAAAUGGACUGCUCAUCCUGUCUGUGUUGUCUGUCACCGUGGGCUGCCUUCUCGGCUUCUUCCUGAGGACCCGUCGCCUCUCACCACAGGAAAUUAAUUACUUCCAGUUUCCUGGGGAGCUCUUGAUGAGGAUGUUGAAGAUGCUGAUCCUACCACUGGUGGUCUCCAGCUUGAUGUCCGGCCUCGCUUCCCUGGAUGCCAAGACCUCCAGCCGCCUGGGCAUCCUCACCGUGGCGUACUACCUGUGGACCACCUUCAUGGCAGUCAUCGUGGGCAUCAUCAUGGUCUCCAUCAUUCACCCAGGCGGGGUGGCCCAGAAGGAGACGACAGAGCAGAGCAGGAAGGCCAUCAUGAGCUCUGCCGAUGCCCUGCUGGACCUCAUCCGGUAA